AUGGGAACAACGACCUGUGCCGCAAAAAUCUCAACGACCGCUGUGCAUCCCCUGCCAUCUUCCUCCUCCUGUUCGACAAUCCCCCUUCCGUCGUCGACCAACCUCGAAUCACCUGCUGUGGCCCCCCCCCCCCCCAUAAGGCCUCGACCUCAGGACGACUUCUUGCAGAGCCCGGCCCAUCCUCACGUCCCGACCGUGUCCCGUAACGCCAUCAACCGCACACGCAUCGAAUUUCGACCUAUCCGCCUUGAACACCGUACUCGAAUAUACAACUGCCGUGUCGUACAGCCUCGCGUUGCGUCGUCCAGCUUCCUUCGUCUGCUCGUCCCCCUCGUCGUCGUCGUCGCACCAGCCCACCCCGCCAACGCUGCUGCUGCCGCUGGCCGCCCGUCGGGCCUGGUUUCGCUUCCCGAUCCCACUCGCCUCGUUGCGCAGCCUGAGAAUGGGCAUCGUCAAACGGCCUCCUCCCUAGCUGAGAGUCCUGCGAGGUUUUGCCCUCGCUCGAGUCGUCGAACCCGACCUCCACCCGCUGCCGGCAGCGACACGACGCGAACCAUGAAGGAGUUUCCGAGGAAAUUCCUCAGUCUCCGCGACAAGAAUGGCUCCCAUCGACGCAGCAAGUCGGUCCCGCCCGGUGCCAAGGAAAAGGUACCGAUUCCCUUCCCGCUCGCCCCUUCACAUCGUCGUCCUCGCCCUCGGCCGAGCUGGCACCCGGUGGUGGACGGGGCAGCACGCACCAACCAUCCACUGUCCGCCGAAGCCUUCAGAGCCAUAUUCAAGCUCGACAACUCGAAACAGGCGGCGAAGCUCGAGGCGGAGAGAGAGCUGGAAGAAGCCAAGAUCGUCGAGAUUCACAAACGCCUCGACCUCCUCAAUAUCAACGACGUUUCUUCCGACCACAUCCGGGACAUCAUGGCCACCAAGUUCGCCGAAGGCGACUCGGCGAGGACCGUCGAGUUCAUAGACAUUGAGCAAAAGGCCCAGGCCGGAAUCGUCGUCCCCUACGACCCAGCCACCCACAUGGUGGGCGCCGAGAACCGAGAGAGCGUCACCUGCUACCUCGACGCUCUGCUCUUUGCCAUGUUUGCCAAGCUCGAUGCCUUCGAGUGCAUGCUCAAGAACGACUUCGCCUUGGACGAUCCGCGGUACAAGCUCGUCAACCUCCUCCUCAUAUGGGUCAACAUGCUGCGGUCGGGGAAGCUGAUCCGCACCGACUUGACCAAGCUGAUGCAGGAUGCACUGGCCGAUUGCGGGUGGUCGGAUGCUCGCCAGCUCGAGCAGCAGGAUACUUCGGAAGCCUUUGCUUUCCUCACCGAGACGCUGCAGCUUCCUCUGCUGUCCCUGCAAGUCGAUCUGUUCCACCAGGGCCGCAAGGACAAGGACGACCACAAAGUCGUCUACGAGCGGCUGCUGAACCUCGCCGUCCCGCUCGACCCCGAGGGCAAGGGUGUCAAGCUCGAAGACUGCCUCGAAGAGUACUUCAAUGCCCGCGUGGACGUGCUUCGGGAUAGCGACGAGGCCAAGAAGGCGAGUCUGGACGACCGAAAGGCAGAUGACCGCCCCGCACUUGUCCAGCAGACAACCAUCCGCCUCAUCAGGAGCGAGGUGGGUGCCCCGUCAAGUCCCGUCGUGACCUCUCCCACCGGCCUGUCGACAUCGGCGAAGCUCCGGGGAGAACCGACGGAGCGCUUUGACUCGCCGUCCUCAUGCCAGCCUGUCGAGACGAAUGGCGCUUCUGGAAAGGGCGAUGCCAUCGAUGACGUUGUCUGCGAGGAAGGCGGCGCGUCCCAACAACGCCCUCCAGCAAGGCACAGGUCCACCAGCGUCAUCCAGCGGAUCCUCAUCGACGAACAGGGGCGGCCUUCCCAUGAAGGCACGACGUUCAGCAAGUCCGGACGCAAGGGUUCCACUGUCGUGAAAGCGGUCACGAUACCUGCCUGGCAGUUCUUUCGCCUCAUCCGUAAGUUCUUCCCUGCAUGGACUGGUCGCCGAGGGCCCCGACGGUGGCUAACGCACCGAGAAGCGUGGCACGCUCUCACCUCGAAUGAACCUCGGAACGAUGUCGAGGUUGCCAUGAACUUUGACCAGAGACCCAUCGUUGGCAUCUGCCUCAAGCGUUACGCCAUGACCGAGUCGGGACAGCCGCGGCGUCUCAACACAUUCAUCGACAUCCCCGACAGCUUGCGCUUGCCUCACUUCAUGCUUGCCGGUGGCCCGGCGACGCAAGAGGAGGCUGGACUGAGCACGGAGUAUAAGCUUGUACUGCAGUCCGUAGUCUGCCACCGCGGCGAUUCCCUCCAAAGCGGCCACUACAUCGCCUUCGCCAGGGUGGCGCCGAAGCUUCUGACUGGCAAUCGCCGGCACGAUUUCGAUCCUCCACCGGAUUAUGAAGAGGCCCGAUGGGUUCUGUUCGACGACCUCGAAACGGAGAACCGCGUCACUUACGUCGAUGACAUCAGGAAGUCUCUGAGAAGCGAGAUGCCGUACUUGUUGUUCUAUCAGGUCGUCCCCAUGGUCGAUCUGGAAUGCCCCUCGACGGGAGACACGGAGACGGAACCGCCUUCGUAUAUAGAGUCGAAAUCCGGCGGCGAGAUGAUGUCUUCGAGACCAGCCGUCGACGUGGACCUGCCCGGUGGCGGAAAGUUCGACGACGGGAACGGAGAAGAUGGGGCCAAGGCGGAGGCGGCCCCAUGGAGCCAGCCGCCUAGCAUCAGGCUCUCCUCGGAGACGGGCACUCCGCUGAGGAUGAACGUCGAGAAGCCCUUGGCCGGCGGCUCGUACGCGGGCUCCACACCCGGAGGCUCCCGUCGCCAAAGCAUAGUCUUCACCGACUCGGGAGCGGCGACUCCCAUCAUCACACCCGACGCCGACUCGCCCGUGAUGGUCCCGGUGGAUGAGACUACGGUGUCUAGGCUUUCCCGAGCUGCGUCUCGCUUCGCGCUGCGACAGAGUCGUCCGGCCAGCCAGCCAGGCGAGGGCCGGCCCAGCUUCUCCAUGACUCGCCUGGGGGGGCUCAUGAAGGCGAGCAGGGAGCCGUUGGCCGACACCAGUAGCCUGAACAUCUCGACAACCACCUCGAACGUCCCGCUCGGCUCCGACGCGUCCAACAAGCCUCCCGACUCACCUGUCGACGGCUAUAAGCCGCCGGGCUCGGUCAACAGCACAUCGACGAAGCACAAGAGCCACAGGUCCAAGGACAAAGCGGCGAAGCAGAAAUCUCCCGGCAAUCAGCCCGAGCGCGAGUGCUCCGUCAUGUGA
Molecule: messenger RNA, 3258 nt
Organism: Drechmeria coniospora
Lineage: Eukaryota; Fungi; Ascomycota; Sordariomycetes; Hypocreales; Ophiocordycipitaceae
Product: ubiquitin hydrolase family protein
Exons: 5
Coding region: 1-3258 (1085 amino acids)
Biological process (GO): protein deubiquitination
Cellular component (GO): cytosol; nucleus
Molecular function (GO): cysteine-type endopeptidase activity; cysteine-type deubiquitinase activity
Source: RefSeq, a predicted model, not a curated record